Messenger RNA from Phialemonium atrogriseum, 1045 nucleotides. RefSeq lists its product as uncharacterized. The record is from RefSeq and is a predicted model, not a curated record. NCBI's taxonomy places the organism in Eukaryota, Fungi, Ascomycota, Sordariomycetes, Cephalothecales, Cephalothecaceae. The transcript is spliced from 2 exons. Bases 122 to 736 code for a protein of 204 amino acids.
UCUAGCAACGACACAAUGCCAUCCAAGUGACCUAGCAAUCCGGACAUCUUUUCAUCGCAUUAAUAUACAUCUAGCAUCAUCUAAAUCUAACACAAGCUAUCGAAGGACAACCACUAUCGCAAUGAUGCCUUUCCCGGCUCGAACAAACAGCACCUUAUCCUCCCUCUCCUCUCACAGCCUCGAAAAGCCCACCCGAAUCGACCCGCCCGCCCAACCAACCCACACCUGCCCUAGGAGCCGUGCGGCUGCCCACCUCACCGCCCGCGCCUACCCAGCGACGUCUCCCCACCGUACCACCUUCCUUGCGACGCGCAUGCUUCUCGCAGCUUUUGGCCUGGUCGAAAUCGCGCUCUCCGUUGUCGCCCUACGCUCCAUCGACCGCGAGACUUGGAUGUCGCCUAUACUUUCGCCAGCCAUCACGUCCUUUUCCGUCAGCGCCGUGGACAUAUUCCUCGUCGUGAGUCUGGAUCGGCGCUCCCACGCGCUCACCCGUAUGCUCUAUGACGGUGCCAUCGGCGUGGGGUUCGCCAUCGCGUCAGGGUUCCUGGUGUCCUUCAUGCUAGGCGACCUGGUCCGGUCGAAGCCUACCUCGACACCGGCGACGGCGGCGGUUGGGGCGGCCAUUUUAUUCUGCAUGUUUAGCUCCAUGCUUCUGCAGUUCGGCAUCUCCAUUGCUGGGGGCAUGCAGUGGUUCCAGAUCCGCCGAGAAACACACUUGGCUUCCGACUCGGCUUGAGUGGCCAUGGGUGGAUGGGUGCUGAUGAGAAACGGCUAGAGCUGGAGCCUUGGGUGGAAAUGGGAUGAUAGUAUGGCUUGUUUGCUUCAUGUUUCGCAUCUCAACCGUGUUCCGGACGAUUAUAGAUUCGCCAUCAUGCGUGGAGGACGUUCCCCCCCCCUUUUCCAAAUCUCAUAUACCCAUCGGUCCUUUAAUUCCAAGCUUCAGAACAAUCCGUACAGGAGGGCGACGUAGUCUGCCUUCUACAAGGAGCGUCUAGGCCGGCCUACAAUCGUCCGGUUAUUCAACGAUUUUUGGGCUGUUAUAAUG